Messenger RNA from Zea mays, 3737 nucleotides. RefSeq lists its product as uncharacterized. Lineage: Eukaryota; Viridiplantae; Streptophyta; Magnoliopsida; Poales; Poaceae. The coding region runs from base 527 to 3559 and encodes 1010 amino acids. The record is from RefSeq and is a predicted model, not a curated record. The transcript has 3 exons.
CGAUACGCUAGAGCAGUAAAGAUGAAACAGCCAGGCCGAUGAGUAUCACCACUCUAUAAGGAGAUCAAAAUAUAUAAACGACAACAUGGAAUACGGCUGUGCUUGCCUGGCCACGGUGAGGCGGAGCUACGGCCGGCGUGGUCACCUGCUCAGAGAGAACGGCAACAGCCCCGGCCUCAGGCGAGUUGAACGAGGUAACGCAGUUCCACGCAGACGCGAGAGCAUGGACACGGAGAACUCUCGUCGAACUCUACAAGCAACAGCAAGGCGCCAGAGCACUCCACCGAGCAGGGAAGCAAGGCAGUAUCAAGGAAACAAAGAAACAUGAGCACGUCGAGCAUGUUCACACGUGAUUGUUAUUCGUGUUUCGGUCGACAGCUGCAUGGGUUGGACACGCGGCCUCCACGCCAAGGCUCCACGCACAACCAACCGAUCCGGCGAGUUCGAUCUCGAGGUAUCCAUGCAGUAGUGUUCAAUCAAACAACAAGGGGAGUAUCAGCAACCUACCACGACAACGGCGGUCAGCAUGGAGAGCAGUGCCCAGGGGUUCGCUAUCCUAUCUCCCGCCGGCGCCUCCGCCCUCAUGCCCAGGGGUCGACGCCGACUUACUCUCGCCCCAAUUUCGUCGCCUCUGCCGGAGGGCGGUCAGACUGAAGAUGGGCGCGCCCAGGGCGGACAGACUGAAGAUGGCCGCGAUGCUGCUGCUACCGAGGAAGCGAGUUCGGAGGAUGAAGUUCUUCGGUCGGUGAUGUACGCUGGGUUCUCGUCGGAGGAAGCAAGUGUUUUUUUGCAUGAGAAGAAGAAUUCGCAGGUGUCUCAGGUACGUUUUGAUGCUCAAUUUAGAGAAGAUUUCUGGAUUGAUUUGGGCUUUCCUAAGGGCAGCCGCUGGUGGGAGAACUCGGAUUCUCCCAUUCAUGGUGCGCCUGUGAAUCCUAAUGCUGUUGUUCGAUCCGAUGCUAGUCUGGGCGUUCAUGAAUCUUCAGAGAGCCUACAGGCUAGCCUGAAUGCUUUGGAUCUGGAAUCUAGGAUCGGAACACAUACGGAUCAAAAUAAAAGAUCAUUCGUAAACAGUUCAUCGAUCCAGGAUUCAGGUGCACACCUAAAACCUUCUCGUCGUGGUGUCCAUAUCCGGCCUUGGCGCGGUCCUCUCCCGCGGCCUAGAAGGAAGGAAGCUAUUUCUCUUGCUGCGUUCUGGCCUUCUUCGGCACAGGCCUUCCAUGGGUCCUGUUCGCCGGUUUCAACUUCCAAGGUGGGAUGGACGAUGCCACAGCCCCCAAAGCUAGAUGUGCGCAGCGAGUUUCCACCGCUGAUUGCUGCUGUUUCGGUAGAUUCCCGAUCGGGUCCAGCAGUGAUCCCGGCGGAGAUUGAGGCAGUCGGGAUUUUGAAUUCUGUAAGUUUGGAAACAAAUCGUGCGGCUUUGGUGAAUCGGGCCAAGGGAUAUGGUUUGACAAGAAAACUUUUACGAAGACCUAUUCCUAGGACUUGCCGUCACUUCUCCUCUCGGCUCGGCCUCAUUCCCAUGAGCGACAACAACCGACCUUCAUACGCAGCGAUGGCGGCCCGUCAGCCGACGCGUGAAGGUCAGCGCCCACCGAUGCCGCAAGCACGUGGUGGUGGGCUUGCUGCUCCGCGUGGGGGUAGAGGAUCUCUCCCAAGGUCCAGCCGUGGACGGGCCAUCUUGGGGGGUCGUGAUCGCGGUCAUGCCCGUGGGAGUGGCCGCGGGUGGUUCAAUCCUGGACGUGGGCGUGGCUUUGGGCAGGUUCAGGCUGCUGCUCCUCAACAACGCUAUGUCCCGGUUGACCUUCAGGAAGCUAGCCAAGGAACUCAGGCAGAGGCGCCGGAACCAAUCAAGGCCAAAAAGCCUCGUACACCAUUCUGUUUUCGCUGUAAGUGUCUUGGGCACCUGCAAGAGAAUUGCUCAGCUAUUCUUGACUGCUGCAUCUGCAACAAAAAAAAUAAUCAUGUGCCGGCAAAGUGUCCUAUUCUCAAGAUGCCAAGGCCUACUGCAUCUAUGUUGGGGUGUGCAAAAAAUGAAUUGACCUUUUUUCGGAUCCCGGAGUUUGACUUGAUGGUCGAGGCUCCUGCACCGGCACCAACUGCUUUGAUAUCAGUAUCAGGUGGUAAAUUAGAUGCGUUGGCCAUUCAAUUGGAGCUUGCCAAAUUGUCUAGAGUGGAGUGGAACUGGGAAGCUCUACCCCAUGGGGAUGAUUCUUUUCUGGUAGUAUUUCCCUCAGAGGAUGAACUGCUCCGGAUGGCUGAUAUUGAGUAUAAACUCAAGAGUGGAAUUGCUAUUAGUAUCAGUCAAUGGGAAAGGACUGGGGAUGCUAGUCCAGCCUAUUAUUUGGAUGAGAUUUGGGUGCAUGUUACAGGUGUUCCUCAUGACUGGCGUCACUUCUUGGCCUUCUGGGCAGUUGGGUCUAUGAUUGGCACUACGAUUGAGGUUGAUAUGUUGACAUACAGGAAGAAGGGGAUUAUUCGCCUCCUGGUUGGUAUUUUAGACAGAGAACAGUUGCCUCUAACAACAGAUAUUGUCUUCCACAAGGUUGGAUAUGAUAUUACUUUCACCCCUGAGCUGCCAGAUUUUGAACCGGCUAUGCCUUCCCUGGUCCUGGAUGCUUCUGAGAAAGAGGACGGAGACAACAAGGAGGAUGGGGCUCCGAGGGUUAGUGAAUUUGAUCCAUCAAGAAAGAAACAAAAGAAUGUACUGGGUUCCUUCGGUCCAAAUUCCUCUAGUGAUAGGCAGGACUCGGCCCCCAUGCAUGUUGAUUGCAGUGAGGUUCAUAGGCCAAUGUACACAACAGGGUCAGGAGUAUGUGUUGUAGCACCUACAGAGAAGAGUGUAAUCAAAUCGUCUUUACCACCUGGUUUCAAGACAGGCAAACCAAAUGGUUCAAUUAGUCUGAUGAAGCCUCUUUCUCCUUCGAAGGAAAGGACAACUGAUCACGCUAAGCAGGUUUCAGUGCAUGUUGUGCCUGGUUCCGCUUUGGUUGCAGGGACAGGUGCCGCAAUCCCAGCAGGUGAUCUUGCCUCGGAUAAUUGGGCACCGGUGGUCCCUCAGGCUGGGCCAUCUUUAACCUCCAUGGUCAAUGGGACUACGAUGCCUCUGCAGUUUGGAUCUCUGAACAUGGCCAACCAAACCUUGGCUGCUUGUUCACGGCCUGCUGUGGAGAGGAAUCUGGUGGCGACUCAGCAAAUGAAGACCACCCAAGGUGUUGUCCAGGAUCAGAGCCUGCGUGGCGAGUCUGAGCCCGAAAAUUAUGCACCUGCUCCGGUUAUUUCUUAUGAUAUUGAUAUGACAGAAAAGGCAAUGCGGCGCGCUGCAGCACGGAAUCUUGACGCUGAUUUGGGCUCCAAGACGGUGGCUUCCUCACAAGAGAUGCUACAUUCGCCUUUAACGCCCGUGCAGCAGGAAACUGGUCAUUUAUUCCAUUGCACAUUGGCUUCGAACAUGGGCUAUUUUACAGAAGGCGGAGUUGCGACCUAUGGUUGUGGAGGCUACGCAGUACUUGGUGCAGGUGGCCAUGGACUAUUUUUCCCGGGCUCAUGGGUGGCGGUCUAGUCUGCGGAUUGAUUACCAUUAGAGUGUGUGGAUUAUCAUCUUUAUUUUGUCUUUAAGCUGUGUGCUUCUUAAGCAGAGGCUGGAAGAAAUUUCAAGAAUUGUAUCCCCUCGAUGUAAUGUGCUUGAAAUUAUUAAUAAAAUCUUCCUUUAUCAAAAAAGGCUAUGGCUCAUUGAAAAA